AUGAUGGCAACAUCAGCUUCUGUUUGGAAGGCUUUUCGUGUCUGCCCGGCAGACCCCCUCGCUCUCUCUCACCCACAGGCUAACCACAGCCAAUCACAGGGGUGCAGGGGGGAGGUGUCAGAGGAGAGUCAGCACUUAAUUGGUGAUGGUCUCACUGACUGGAUGACGGAAGAAGUGGAUUUCUCCUCAUACCUCCCAAACCCCCCUUCCCCUCCCUCCUCCACCGGUGCCUCCCUUCCCCCCUCACCCCUUCAGAAUGAUAUCCAGGUGCCCUCUGACUUGGAGGUCAUGACCUCCCUGCUGCAGGAGGAACUCGCCCAACUAGAGGACUACUUCCUGUCCGAGCCAGUGCCCGAAAAGGGGCCGAGGCUAGGGAAAUGCGACAGGGGUCCUCUGCCGGCGGGUCCUCAGCCGUACAGUCAGCUGCCAUAUGCAUCAUACUCGACAUCCAACCAACCGGACACCAGCCCACUUCUUGUCACCCUGGCAACGGGAGAACUGGACCUGCUUAGUAUCUGUGGCGGGCCCAUUGGGCGAUCAAAAAUUCCAAGACACGCCCCGUACAGCUGCAGUCGCCCCAGUGGGUGUAGUAGGAAAAGAGUCCCUGACGGUGUGAGGUUCAGUGAAGGUUAUGAUAACAGUUUGUUGAGUUCCAAAGGAAGCAGCUCAGGUAACUCAGCGGUGGACCUGUCAGGAAAUUAUUGCUGUGGAGAAGACGAGCAGCUGGUAGAAAAUAGCUAUUGCCUGGGUAGUGCAGUUGAAGUCAGACGAUGUGCUGCUCUAGCCAAAGAGGACAAAAACUGCUGUUUCAGUCAAGAUGUUAUCGGUGGUGGGAAAGUUGUUGGUGGAGGUUUUGGCUUUGGUGGAUCCCUGGAUGUCCCACACAAGAAAGAGGAUUUGUUGAUGUAUAGCAUGAGGGAGGUCAGUGGAAUGGCUGGUUGCAAAGAUGUGCUGAACAGCAUCAAGAGCAGCGUAGAGGUGACAAAAGGUUCCGUCUGUUGGAAGACUGAGAGCAACGAAGGCUGUUAUCUUCCACCACCACAGCCCGAGGCCUAUCCUAGCUUCUUAGGCAGUGUCAAUGAGCAGCUCAAAUCAGAGAGUCUCCAGUUAAGGCAACAUGAUCUACACUGUAAUUUCCUCGAGGAUCAGGCCCCAGAGUGUCUUUUAAUGGCCAGGGAGAGUCUUGACUUGGAGUCGUCAGGGCACAGACAAGCAUGUAGGCUAAAGGAAGACCACUGUGACUCAGAGUUUGACCUGGACAUCACACCGGGUGAAGGCGGGGAACGCAAACAGAAGAAGAGAGAUCAGAACAAAACUGCCGCUCACAGGUAUCGCCAGCGAAAGAGGGCGGAGCUCGAUAUUUUGGAGGAACAGCUGCACGGCCUCGAAGGGAGGAACCGGGAGCUCCGGGACAAGGCAGAGUCCGUAGAACGUGAAAUCCAGUACGUUAAAGAUCUGCUGAUCGAAGUUUACAAAGCCCGUAGCCAAAGGCUGAAGCAGGACACAACAGCGUAA
Molecule: messenger RNA, 1515 nt
Organism: Limanda limanda (common dab)
Lineage: Eukaryota; Metazoa; Chordata; Actinopteri; Pleuronectiformes; Pleuronectidae
Gene: atf5a
Product: activating transcription factor 5a
Exons: 3
Coding region: 1-1515 (504 amino acids)
Biological process (GO): regulation of transcription by RNA polymerase II
Cellular component (GO): nucleus
Molecular function (GO): DNA-binding transcription activator activity, RNA polymerase II-specific; RNA polymerase II transcription regulatory region sequence-specific DNA binding
Source: RefSeq, a predicted model, not a curated record